Pocillopora verrucosa is the source of this 1680-nucleotide messenger RNA. RefSeq names its product melanocyte-stimulating hormone receptor-like. Gene Ontology annotation, biological process: G protein-coupled receptor signaling pathway. Gene Ontology annotation, cellular component: membrane. Gene Ontology annotation, molecular function: G protein-coupled receptor activity. NCBI's taxonomy places the organism in Eukaryota, Metazoa, Cnidaria, Anthozoa, Scleractinia, Pocilloporidae. The record is from RefSeq and is a predicted model, not a curated record.
GUGAAAAAAAACACAAUUGAUCGGCUAAUGACGUCGAAUAGCAGACGUGAAAGUUGAGUAUUUACCGCCGACCGAUUGUCGAAGGGUUCAUUUUCACAGUGAUCAGAUAUUUUUGCGUCUAUCACUGAUACUCACAAAGAGAUAUUAGUAAGUUGAACGUUCAAAUUCAAGUUUAUUGACCGUUUUAUCACGCAAAUAAUUUUCCAGGUUCGAUAGUCCCCUACAUAAUUACAUGCACCGCGCUACUUUCGCCUUUGUUUCAGAAUAAGCAGUCAAAGUUCCAACUUGUUCGUUUCCUUAGCUUGGUCGUUUCCUUAACGUCUCCAGUUACGUUUUACGCACGAGCUUUUCAAACGUUUCUCUGCAGGUAAAGUGCAUGAAUUUACCCAAGAAUUCUGUCUUCCAGCUCAUUGCUUAAACCUUCAUGGAUUCAAAUAACACACAGAGAUGUUACUUCCUAGCAACUUUGGAACCGUCGCGCGUAGGAAGCUUCUUUGCCUCUGACAUCGUUUGCUGCGUACUUAACUCUGUGUUUUCUGUAGUGGCGACCACCUGGAACAUUGUAGUGAUCCUAGUGAUCUGGAAGACGCCGCUUCUCCAUUCGCCUUCGAACAUUCUCAUUUGCUGCCUCGCUUGUUCCGAUUUUAUUAUCGGUCUCAUGGCUCAACCUAUGCUCGUCACCUACAAGAUCGCCGAACUUAAGAAUAGCGCCAAUACCGCCUGCAUCGGUAGACUCAUUCACUGGAUUGCUGGAUUUGUAUGCGCGGGAGUCUCUGUUAUGACAAUUUGCGCCAUAUCGGUGGAUAAAGUGCUUGCCCUGUACUUGCACCUUCGUUACAAAGAAAAAGUCACAGUUGCGCGCGUUUUUAAAGUUAUUUUCGCUUUCUGGAUUUUUUGCAUCUCUACCGCUGUGUCCCUCUUCUUGGCGAACACGGAUCGUUACUGGACUCUUGUUCCAUUACCCGUGCUUGCGGUGACUUUGACCACAACUUUCGUUGCAUACAUCAAGGUGUUUAGAGUGCUCCGACGCCAUCAGAGACAAAUACAGUCACAGACUCGGUCUGCGUGGGAAGGAGUCAAUAUGAGUAAAUAUAAGAAGUCCGUUAUUACCAUGGUUUAUUUGUUAGUGAUGUUUCUCGUUUGUUAUACUCCGUUCUUAACGGCAAUGGCUGUUCGCCUUCUAGCUGGUUACAGUCCUGGUGUAAAAAUGGCUUACGAGUGGGGAGCAACUAUUGUGUAUUUGAAUUCGUCGUUAAAUCCAGUAGUGUACUGGUUCAGAAUGCAAGAAAUACGCCUUGCAACGUACAACACCAUCAGAAAAAUACUUGGGAACGAAAGCAGAUUUGAGAGUAGGGUUUUUCAAUUCAGCAAUGCGAACAUUUUUAAUGAUAAUGUUAGCAAGUUUCGAUUUGACAAUUCGCAAGCUUCUUAAAAUUUAUUGCCAAUCAAACUGAGUUAAUUUUUUAUUUCAUGCAACCUGUCUUUCACGUUCAGUUGGACUUCGAAUCCUUCGUGGGAAACAAUAUUUAUUUUUUUCGAAUAAAACGACAUCAGUUUACAGCUGCUUGCCGCCAGCGAUACUGGGCUUUGUAUGAGGGUCUGUCAGUAACAGAAAGAUUGGUUGUAGUACGAAAUUUUAAAAAAAUUUCGGGAAAAUUUAAUCUUAUCACCACUUUAAAA